Messenger RNA from Brugia malayi, 1683 nucleotides. RefSeq lists its product as uncharacterized. Gene Ontology annotation, cellular component: nucleus. The transcript has 11 exons. Lineage: Eukaryota; Metazoa; Nematoda; Chromadorea; Rhabditida; Onchocercidae. Gene Ontology annotation, biological process: interstrand cross-link repair; protein ubiquitination. The record is from RefSeq and is a predicted model, not a curated record. Gene Ontology annotation, molecular function: protein binding; ubiquitin protein ligase activity. Bases 1 to 1683 code for a protein of 560 amino acids.
AUGACUUCUGGACCGGGAAAUUAUGACGAAGAUGUGGUAAUUUUGGAGGAUAGCAAUGAUAGUUUCACAUUGUCUGACGAACAAAACAACCAUCGAGUCAUAUUGGAAAGCCAUUCAUUUAUUGAAGCAGGAAAUACUGCGGAUGAUCCACAUUAUCGAGCAGCACGUGUCAUCUGGAGCAGUGAUGAAGAGGCUGAUGAUGAUAAUGUGACUAAGAAGCGUCGCCGUAAACCUUCUAAUAAUGGGAUUGAAGAUGAUGAAACGAACAGUUGUUCAAUUUGUUUUGAAGCAUAUACAGCUUCAGGUUCGCAUAGAAUUGUAUGUUUGAAGUGUGGACAUCUGUUCGGACAAUCCUGUAUUGAAAGAUGGAUUCGGACCGAAAAAGUUGGAAAAUGUCCACAAUGUAAGGCUAAAGCACGACUUACUGAUAUACGCCGCUUAUAUGUACGGGCUAUAAAGGCACUUGAUACAACGGAACUGGAAUGUUUAAAACAGGUAAAUAACGUAUAUAGAGCCGAAAACGAUAGCUUACGUAUUGAAAAUCAGCGUUUAAAAGAAAAAAUUAUAAAAGAUGGAAAGCAUAACCCAUACAAGGUUGAGAUGGAAAGAUUAAGCAUUGAAAAUGCGCAAUUAAAGGCGAAAAUAGCCGUUCAAGAGAAGCUUGCAAGCAAAUUGCGAUCGACAGUACCCCCUGCUGCUAAAAUGAUGAAAGGUGCUUAUUUUUCAUUGCUCGCGGGCCCGACUCUUCAUUUGUCAUCAGAACCAGGUUCUCGAUCGCUAGAUGCUAAUGGCGAAUAUUUUGUAGUGGCUUGUAAAGUUAGAAACGAUCUGUUUAUGCCUUAUGGAUUAAAAUUGAUCACAGCGAGUGGUCGUGAUGAUACGGUAAUUCCAGUCCAUAGCAGAAAACCUCGAUGUUGUAAAUUUUCACCUUUUGAUUAUCACAUAGUGCUAUCGACUGGAGAAGAUCAUACACUAUGUGUUACAAGCUUUGACGAACAUCCGAGAGUCCAACAUCGUAUUCCUCUACCGUCUUCUGGUUGGUGUUGUUGCUGGUUGAGCGAGAGUGAUGUAGCAGUUGGUCUGAUUAAUGGUAGAGUUUUGAAAUUCAAUCUUUACAACCCAGCAGUUGAGCCUCUUGACAUAACUUUCCUCAGCGGACAUUUGCCUAUCAUCAGUUUGCAAUUUUGUGCGAAGAAAUCUUUGCUUUUCGUUACGUCGUUGAAAGAAUGUAUACUUUAUCAUCAUAUGCAACCACAUGUUUUGAUAUCUGAUCAAGGUUCUAUAAAUUCGUUUUGCUAUGAUCAGGAAAGUGGUAAUGUGAUGUUAACAUUUGCUCCUAGUCAGCAACAUGAAACAGUGACUCAUGUUUUGUACUCUUUGGAUUUAAACAGCGAGCAGAAGAAAGUACAUCAUAUUCAUACAUACAGAAGUCUUUCGAAAAAACUUACACGUGUAAUCAAAAAUGCAUUUUGGACUACGCCUUAUGGUCAACUUGCCGCAGUUUAUGAUGAAUCUAAUUCGCAUGUGGUUCUUUAUGACUGGAAUCGCAAAUGUCCGGUGGUUAUGAAACGUAUUAACGAUAUCAUUGUUGACAUCAAAGAAAUUGUAACCAGCGACAUGCAAAAAUUUCAGUUGGGAUGUUUAAGUGAAACAACACUGUAUUUCCUUGAAGCACAAUAUUAA